Molecule: messenger RNA, 1066 nt
Organism: Girardinichthys multiradiatus
Lineage: Eukaryota; Metazoa; Chordata; Actinopteri; Cyprinodontiformes; Goodeidae
Gene: asb11
Product: ankyrin repeat and SOCS box containing 11
Biological process (GO): positive regulation of protein catabolic process; protein ubiquitination
Molecular function (GO): protein binding
Source: RefSeq, a predicted model, not a curated record
AUGGUUUUCAUGAUGGCCACCAUUUCCACGAAGUCCCAACCUUUGCAAAACCAUUUGUACAUCUACAGAGGCCUUUCAUGUAACUCGCUGAUGGCUGAUUCAUGUUCUGACAGAAUUCCCCUGCACGAGGCAGCCUAUCAGGGCAGACUCCUUCAUGUCAUGUGCCUCAUCGCCCAGGGCUUUCAGGUGAACGCUCUCACCAUGAGUCCUCUUCACGAGGCGUGUCUCGGGGGUGUCUACGCCUGUGCCAAAUUCCUCUUGGACAAUGGUGCAAAUGCUCAAGCAAUGUCAGCAGAUGGCGCCACGCCUCUCUUUAACUCCUGCAGCAGUGGAAGUGUUGCAUGUGUCAGACUCCUCUUACAGCACGGUGCCUCCAUCCACACCAUUCACCAGCUGUCUUCUCCCCUUCACCAGGCUGCUAAAAAAGGGGUCCAGGAGUUGUGUCACAGAGAGUGUUUGGAGCUGCUGUUGUCCUGCGGAGCUCAGAUUGAUCUGGAGCUGCCAGAUGUGGGGACCCCGCUGUAUGCAGCCUGCAGGGCCCCUGCAGCAGCGUGUGUAAAGCUGCUGCUGCAUUCAGGUGCAGAUGUUGGAUCUGGAUGUGGGCAGGACAGUCCUUUGCAUGGUGCAGUUCGUGCUGGAGAAGCUAACGUUGAACUUCUGCUGGACUUUGGGGCAGAAAGAGCCUGCAGGAAUGCUGACGGGAAGACUCCUCUUGAUCUGUCAGCACCAAACAGUGCGGUUCGAUUUGCUCUGCAGAGAAAAGGUCCCUGGUCUCUGUCUCAGCUCUGUUCUUUCUGCAUUUGCCAUAGUCUUGGGCGACCUCGUCUUCAUAGAACCUCCAUCCUCGUCCUUCCUCACAGCAUCAAGAACUUCCUCCUUUACCAUUGACACAUCUGUUUAAAAGACUAAAUGGCCCAUCAUCAAAUUUCUUUUUAUAUUAACAUAUUCUCACAAAAACUACAACUGCAUAUUUGUAUAAUUUAGGACAAUAUUGCUUUUAAAAUCAUGACAUUUAAGUAGUACUUACAGGUUCAAUUUGCCUAAUGAGUCAGACUUCGCAUUUUUG